AGAUCACUGCAGUUCCUUUUCGGGCGGCUGUAGGAUGGACGGCCGCCUAUAGGUGGUAGGGUAGGGUGGGUGGUACCGAAACGAUCUUUUCAGAUUGCGGCCAAUCUUCCUAACCGCGCGCGGGCCGGGCUUAGAGCGCGUGAAACUCAUCACUACCUCGUAAGGGCGUUGAGACCAUAGCAUGUUACACGAAAGCGCCGCUUUCUCUGUAGUGUUGUCACACAGCUGCCCGCCUAGAAGAGCCACUCGCUCUGUAGUGUUGUCACACAAGAUAAGCACGCCGCCCGCCUGCUGGCCGGGCGAAUCUAAGUUAUCUUCCGGUCAACUGUCCACCCAGUCAAGUGCAAAAAACACAGUAGAAUCACGCAACGCACGCUGCUGGUGUGCUUCCUGCUCGCGAGGAAAGAAAGAAGAGCGACAAGGUUCAGAUUUUACUGUUUGCAGCAUGGGAGCAGAUUCCCCAAAAAAUCCCUGGGAACAAUAAAAAAAAAGAUAUCUCGGUAACGAAAACUAUAGGGGGCUGUAUUGGCGAGAUCCAACGGUGAACAGCUUCCCAAAAGAAAAACCGCCUGGAAGUCCGAGGACCUUUAGUACUGUACUCUACCCCCGAACCAGCAGCCUUCGCGCCAAGCAAGACCGCCCUUGUCCCUCUUCGAGCAACUCCCCUCUUCGAGCGACUCCCGUUGGUCGUACCUCUUCGAGCGACUCCCGUUGGUCGUACCUCUUCGAGCGACUAAAUGAGUUGAACUAUGUUCAACGAAAUGAGUUUCACAUAGUGAAACGAAUCUCUGUUCUUCAGAGCGACUUCGUACCUCUUUCGAGAGACUUCGUUCCUCGAAUAGGUACGAAGUUGGUCGAGUCACUUCGUACCUUUCCUUUCUCCGUUCCGCCUCCUUCUUUGCUUUGUUCCAAUAUUCCAAUAGAGUAUAAGGCAAAGUGGUUCGUAUGCCUACUUUACCUACUUGACGAAAGGGAACGAAUCAGUCAGCCUCACUCCUUCCUUUCGUGAGGCUUUUGUUACUGGUGAACGCUUCCAAAGGCGACCCCCGGCUGUUUCCUAGAUUUAAGUAGCCUUUCGUCGCCCUACCAAACGAAUUCACUAUCAAAACAGCUCGCCCUAUUUCAGUACCAAAGGUGCGCUCAGCCCGGUGACUAAGAAAUGGGGUUGCCCUUUCAUUGAAGUGAUGUACUCGUUAGACUAUUAUACUUCUAUACUUCUAUUUUUUAAAUCUAAACGAUAUAAAUGAGUGUAACGUAUAUCUUUAUAUCUUUACGUUCAACUCCGUUCGUUUAUUCCACUCGUCAAGUAUAUUCGGAAAGAGGUACGAAGUCACUAGAGAAUUCGUUUCACUAUGUGAAACUCAUUCGACCUACGUACGACCAACGGGAGUCCCUCUCCCGUAGGUCGAGUGACUUCGUACCUCGAAGAGGGGAGAGGGAAGUAGGGCUCCUAUUGACUCAAGGUUGGUUCUUCGCUUUCCUUUAGAAUGAAAUAGAAUUAAAGUGGCUAUGAAGCCCCUACUACUUUCUUUGUUUGACUUUGUUUGAUUCAAAAGGCGAACAGCCCCUCCAACUAGUCGUAUGGGUGAUAAGCUGCCUUGGAUAUCAAUCAGGGUCUUUUGACUUGAGAAUCAAUAAAAGGCAAAGUGAGGAAUGAGUGUUCGAUAUAGGGGAUAGGAUCUAUCUGCUCUUACCACUUCAUACUUUCUUUUUUUUAUAGAAAUAUAUAUCAUUGAUUCUAAAGUAAAAAGACUUCGUUUUUGGGUUCCCGUUCCGAAUGCUUCUCCGAUCCGGAAGUUCUCGCGAAGAGAAGAAGAUGCUGCUCCCCUCUAACGCCGACGGGCGCGGGAGGUUCUAACAGAAUGAGUUGAACUAUGUUCAACGAAUCCCUUUCUGGCCUAUUGGGAUAGCAGCCUUCGGGCUUUGCCUGCCCUUUCAAAAUUGAAAAAUUCCGGCUCGGCCCGGGAAAGCGCUGGCAACAACAGAAAGGAAGGGGUCCAUGUAGCUGCUGCGUCCGCCCCCUUCUUAGUCAAUGGGGCACAGCGGGUUCGGCAUCUACUACAAAAGAUAGAAUCCACUUAAGAUAACCACGCCUCUGCUAGGCAGCGUGUGGAGCGGACCUUUUUGGAUAUAUAAUCCAAGUCGAGAGUAGAGUUACGGGAACAGCCGUCUGAUGGAAAACAACUUUCACGUUCGGUUCAGAGAGCACUUUUUUCGUUGAGAAUUCCUCGUUCCCUUUCGUGUGAAUUCCCCAGCGACGAAUUCAAAACUUGUGGGGCUUUCUCUCGAGCCCCGAAUCAAACCCCCUCCCCUUCGGACUCCAUAUCCCUUUUGACUCUAUAUAUGUGGGCACCUGAUAUCUAUGAGGG
Cuscuta campestris is the source of this 2369-nucleotide messenger RNA. NCBI's taxonomy places the organism in Eukaryota, Viridiplantae, Streptophyta, Magnoliopsida, Solanales, Convolvulaceae. The record is from the annotation of a GenBank genome assembly.